AUGUGACAUGUCUGUGAAGAUACCAUCAAACAAACUCGACUCUAUUCCCUAUGUUCCAUUUAUGACUAAACCUUUGGGUGAAGCUCCUUCUUUAUGUACAAUGUCAGCAUAUAUUUAUUCACUUACACCCCGAGAUUCAUAA
This is a messenger RNA of Entrophospora sp. SA101, 142 nucleotides long. Lineage: Eukaryota; Fungi; Glomeromycota; Glomeromycetes; Entrophosporales; Entrophosporaceae. The record is from the annotation of a GenBank genome assembly.